Molecule: messenger RNA, 1229 nt
Organism: Vicia villosa (hairy vetch)
Lineage: Eukaryota; Viridiplantae; Streptophyta; Magnoliopsida; Fabales; Fabaceae
Exons: 2
Coding region: 202-618 (138 amino acids)
Source: RefSeq, a predicted model, not a curated record
UUUGAUUUGAGGAACCAUAUAUGUUCAGAACUAAAAAGAUAAUGAAGAAUAGUAUUUUUUAUUGAGUGGGCCAAGUAUCAAUACUAUGGCCCAAUCCAUUUCAUAAAAUGUGUUGUUGUAGUAUUGUAACAUAAAAAGGGACGUUUCGUUGGAAAGAGUGGAAAAUGUCUUUCAGGGUUCCAAGGUAGUAGGCAAAAAGACAUGGCAUGCAACCCAAAUCAAAACCAAAGAGAAGGAGAAGGAUUGAUGUCUGGUUCAAGAAAGUCUUACUACGGUUACAUACCAGACGAUGAUUUGUGCGAAGUAAGUGAGAACUCUGUUUUGGAAAAGAUAGAUCAAAUGGUUAGAGAAGUUGGUGAGCCAUCUAAACAGAAAAAGUCUGUCAAGAAAGUGGGAAAAAAAGUUGGUGAGAAAUCUGUUAAAAAUGCUAUGAACAACUCUAUGGCUUCGGUUAAUUUUCAUGUGGCAAAAUCAGAUAUGGAAAAGGGAAAGUCUGUUAUGCAUCCUAUUAAAAUAGAAGACGAAUCUGAUGAUGAAGGAACCUUACAAUCCCAAAGAAUGGCAAAGCUGAAAAACCAUCUUAAGUCGCGCUUCACAAUCUUCACAUACAACAUUUGAGAGUCGGGGUGAUAUCGAAAAACCAACUUAUCUCCAACGCUGAACUUCUUUGAUUCAGCGUAUUCAUAAUCAUACCAACCAUAACCAAGAUACAUUUGUUUCCUACCAUUCAAAGAUUUCAUGAUCUCACAAUCAUAGUAGUCCAUAGUGUCGAGAUCCGGCAUGGUACACUCCAUUUGGUUUGGAAGAACACCCCUCCUUAUAACAUCAACUAGAAAUUGCUGCAUAAAAUGACACAAUAACAAUUACCUGAGCAUGGUUGGAAGUCUUAUGUAAAAAACAUAAAAUAGAGUAGAUAUUUUUUACUCUUAAAAUUUGUUUAGUAUAUUACCAAAACAUGUCUUCCUCCCUUUAUUGACUUUGUAAUCUUUUUCUCCCACCAAAUAUCAGGCUCCAACCAUCUCAGUGCUUGAAACACAGCCUCAUCUGGAUUAUUAUCCUGAUUAAUAUUCAUAUCAAGCUGGACAUCAUCAGAUGGACCUAUGAUGUUGGGAUCAACCUGUUGAGGAUGAACAUUGGUCUGGUUCAUGUUGAUCUCAGGGAACACUGCAUCAACUUGAUCAUUACUUGGAAAUUAGUUCACCUCUUCAACAGGUUUUCCAAUGAUUUCA